Notothenia coriiceps (black rockcod) is the source of this 2340-nucleotide messenger RNA. Its product is annotated as SWI/SNF-related matrix-associated actin-dependent regulator of chromatin subfamily E member 1. Gene Ontology annotation, molecular function: nucleosomal DNA binding; nuclear receptor binding. The coding region runs from base 154 to 1443 and encodes 429 amino acids. The record is from RefSeq and is a predicted model, not a curated record. Gene Ontology annotation, cellular component: SWI/SNF complex. Lineage: Eukaryota; Metazoa; Chordata; Actinopteri; Perciformes; Nototheniidae. Gene Ontology annotation, biological process: negative regulation of DNA-templated transcription. The transcript has 11 exons.
GCGAGUGGACCCCAUUUCAUUCGUUUUUUGUGGGGACCGGAUCUGGGUGCUAGGUGGGUUAGCCUUCACCGUCCAAGCCACAGCCGUGGUGGGGACUAAUGGUUUUAGGAGCUCAUGACUGGAAUAGACUGAUACCUACUCCUGACUGCAAAGAUGUCAAAGAGGCCAUCCCAUGCCCCGCUCCCCCCUCCUGCCCCUACAACACAAAUUUCCAACAGUUCCGGGUUUGUAGGGUACAACCCAUACAGCCAUCUGGCCUACAACAACUACAGACUGGGAGGAAGCCAAAGCAGCAACAGUCGGGUAACGAACUCCUCUGGAAUAAAUAUCCCAAAGCCACCCAAGCCGCCUGAUAAGCCAUUGAUGCCAUAUAUGAGAUAUAGUCGUAAGGUUUGGGAUCAAGUAAAAGCCUCCAAUCCUGAUCUGAAGCUAUGGGAAAUUGGGAAGAUAAUCGGUGGCAUGUGGAGGGACCUCACUGAUGAGGAGAAACAGGAUUAUUUGAAUGACUACGAAGCAGAGAAGAUUGAGUACAAUGAGAGUAUGAAGGCCUAUCACAACUCGCCAGCCUACCUGGCCUACGUCACUGCAAAGAGCCGGGCCGAGGCAGCUCAGGAGGAGGAGAGCCGACAGAGGCAGUCCAGGCUGGACAAGGGCGAGCCGUACAUGAGCAUCCAGCCAGCGGAGGAUCCAGAUGAUUACGACGACGGGUUCUCUACAAAGCACUCGGCUGCAGCUCGUUUCCAACGCAACCACCGUCUGAUCAGCGAGAUCCUCAGUGAGAGCGUGGUCCCUGAUGUGCGCUCAGUUGUGACCACUGCUCGCAUGCAAGUCCUCAAACGGCAGGUCCAGUCUUUGAUGGUACACCAGAGAAAGUUGGAGGCAGAGUUGCUUCAGAUCGAAGACCGCCACCAGGACAAGAAAAGAAAAUUCAUCGAGGCCACAGAGUCGUUCACAAAUGAGCUGAAAAGGCUGUGCUGUAUGAAGGUGGAAGUGGACAUGGAGAAGAUUUCUACAGAGAUUUCAGCAGCAGAAGAGGCAGCCUGCAAACGCAUGGCAGACCGUGAGAAGGAUGCAGGAGACCGAGGUGCACGGGAGGCCCCCAGCUGUGUCUUAGCAGAAGAAGAUAAACACGUAUGUGCCACACACGGCAGCAAGCCCAAAAACCCUCUGAGUGAAGGGCGCAACACAGAAGGCGAGGGAGCAGAAACCAGCAGCACAGAGACACAAGGGAAGCCAAAAUCCUCUGAAGAGGUUGAGGCUCAUCCAGGCAGCGAGGAGGUGGCAUCGGAGGACAAGGAGAGUGUCCCAGAGGGAGCCAUGGAGGAGGGGUCCAGCGACAGUAACACGGGCUCAGAGACCACCUCUGCUCAGACAGAAGAGGCCCAGCCCAGUGAGCCAUCAGAGGGGCCCAGCAGGGCGAGAGCAGCUCUGUCCAACACCUAACUGUUUCACCCUCUGAUCAUAUAUAUAUUACACAGUAUCAUCUCAGUUUGUCAAAGCAUAUGAAGAACAUCCACAUGUUUCAAAAGCUUGAGGCAAAGAUGAUGUUUUAGCCGAGUUUGAAAACACAAAGGCUCCCAGACAUGCGAUGAAUAUAAAGCACUUGGAGCUGACAAUGCAAUGACCCUGUCCAAAAGAAAUGAUCAAUGGCUGCUACAGUAAGUGUGCCACGUGAAAGCACUACCUUUCCUCCACAGGCUUCUGGCCAUUUGGAAGAACCCAUACAGGCCCUCUUCAGCACAUAUGGAUACAUAUCUCCAGCACUAGGUCUGGCAGGGGAAGACAGGCUAUUAGAAAGAGAAGCCUGUCACAUGAAACAAACAUUGUUCAGUGUUAUAUUUAACUUUGUCCUUUGUAUUGUAGUGACCUUGUUGCUAUUAUUGUUAUUUUUGCAUGUUGCUAUUUAAAAAAAAUCAAGUCAGCAAACUUGUGAAGCUGGAGAAUAUUUGUUUAGUCUUUGUAUCAGUAUUACAGUGACAGUAUUGUCUCAGGAGUUUGUAUUCAUUAGUAAUAAGUAUUUUUGUCAUCAUUUUGUAUCAUACUUAUGUAUUUGUUGUCAACACGAUCAUCAAUGCUGUACAAUGCUCGACCAACUGUGUUCUCAAGUUUGCUAGCUGUCAAUCAAAUCAAAGCAGUACGCUUAGAACAUUUCUGUGUUAUGAUCAAAUUUGCUAUUUUCCGCCGAAAAGCUUUUAAAUGUACCGUAAUUGUGUACACCGUGUAACGAGGUUUGCUUGAACUUUCCAUGUUGUGAAGCAGCUUGAAGAACAUUCAUAAACAUGCAGUCUUCAAAUGAAUUUCUUUUUGCAUAUUUAUACCAAUAAACUUUUCUACCCUGAA